GUAGGUGUACUUUACUUUUUCUUUAACCACGAAUAGUAUACUAUAGUUUCGAUGUCAGUUGAUUUUACUUCAAAGGCAGUUGAGCUUUUUAAUCGCGCAACAGGGCACGAUAAUGGAGGGGAAUAUCAAGAGGCCUAUCGCUGGUACAUGGAGUGCAUCGAUGUGUUCAUGACCGCAAUGAAAUAUGAGGGCAAGAAUCCAACAAAGCGUGAAUUGCUUAGAAAAAAGGUAAGUGAAAUAAUAAAGCGUGCGGAACAGAUCAAAGAAUAUUUAGACAAUUCUAAGGAGAAUGGCAGUGGCGGAAAAACAUCUGGUGUCUUACAGAAAGCAGGCACAUCUGAGAAAAAGUCUAAGGAAGACGAUGAAGACGGCAAGCGGAUGCGCAAUGGUCUAGAUAAUGCAAUUUUACGAACAAAGCCGGAUGUUAAAUGGUGUGAUGUGGCAGGUUUAGACGCUGCUAAGGAGGCUCUAAAGGAGUCUGUCAUUUUACCCGUUCGUUUCCCACAGCUAUUCACAGGAAACCGCAAGCCAUGGCGUGGAAUUCUUCUGUACGGUCCACCUGGGACAGGUAAGUCAUACUUGGCAAAGGCGGUAGCGACCGAGUCAGAAGGAACUUUUUUGAGUGUUUCAAGCUCUAACUUACUGUCGCGUUGGAUGGGUGACUCUGAAAAGCUGGUUCGGACAUUGUUUGAGAUGGCCCGAGAGGAGUAUCGUAAGGAAGGGAAGCCAGCUAUUAUUUUUGUAGAUGAGAUCGACGCACUCGUGUCAUCCCGUUCGGAUAACGAAAAUGAUGCUUCUCGUCGUGUCAAGACGGAGUUUUUGGUCCAAAUGCAGGGUGUGGGUAAUGACAGUCAGGGUAUCUUGGUACUUGCAGCAACCAACAUUCCGUGGUCCCUCGAUGUGGCUAUUCGGCGACGCUUUGAACGACGUAUCUAUAUUCCGCUGCCAGAUAUGCAAGCAAGGCGACGUAUGUUUCAGAUUCACAUGGGUAACACACCCCAUACUUUGACUGAAAAGGAUUGGCUAGAUCUGGCCCAGCGUACAGAAAUGUACUCAGGGAGUGAUAUUGAACAAGUCGUUCGGGAUGCUCUUUUUGAGUGCAUCCGAACAAUACAAGUGGCAACACAUUUCAAGCGUGUUUCGGGACCAAGUCCAAAGGACUCGACACAGAUGGUAAAAAAUCUACUUGCACCAUGUUCCCCAGGCGAUCCAAAGGCGUUUCCAAUGGUUAUAGAUCAGAUCUCAGACCCGGAGCUGCUAGUACCACUUCCUGUGACAAAGAUGGAUUUCCUGAAGGCAUUACGCACUACCAGGCCGAGUGUCUCAGAGACGGAUAUAGAGCAACACACUAAAUUCACAGCUGAAUUCGGUCAAGAGGGCUGA
Molecule: messenger RNA, 1383 nt
Organism: Phytomonas sp. Hart1
Lineage: Eukaryota; Euglenozoa; Kinetoplastea; Trypanosomatida; Trypanosomatidae
Source: the annotation of a GenBank genome assembly